Messenger RNA from Halichondria panicea, 4714 nucleotides. RefSeq names its product clustered mitochondria protein homolog. The transcript has 36 exons. NCBI's taxonomy places the organism in Eukaryota, Metazoa, Porifera, Demospongiae, Suberitida, Halichondriidae. Gene Ontology annotation, biological process: intracellular distribution of mitochondria. The record is from RefSeq and is a predicted model, not a curated record. Bases 50 to 4486 code for a protein of 1478 amino acids. Gene Ontology annotation, cellular component: cytoplasm. Gene Ontology annotation, molecular function: mRNA binding; protein binding.
UUCGUACACUAACAGCUAGCUACAGGUAGAUCAGUGUUGAGUGUCCAGAAUGCCUGGUAUUCUAGCCCCUGCAGACACUACGAGCAGCGAGAAUAGCUUGAAGCCUUCCAAUCAAAUGGAGGAAGGCACUGAGGUGAAGGGAGGGGCUGGGCUGAUCAAGAUAAGUGACAGUGAAGAGGAAGGGACGAGGGUCUCAAGUCCCAGCGCAGAGUCUGACAACUCUAUGAGCACUUGCAGCACCAGUGAGCCUGAUUCUGAGCAAAAGACCACACCCCAAAAAUCAGACACUCCACCACCUGAGAAUGAGGAGGCUGAAAAGAAAGAAGAGAAGAAGGGCUCGGACUACUACAACAUUCACCUGGUUUUACCCGGAGUGCCCGCUCCAAUCGACAUCAUGCUGACGACUCGUGACACGGUUCAUGACCUCCUGCAACUGCCCCUGGAGAGGCCCGAGUGUUGCUAUCGGAGCUGUCUCUCUGUCCGUCACAAAGGCAAGCGGUUGGAUGAGUUCUUUGAGAUAGGCUCUCUAGAAGACUUCCAUGACGGGGACACUGUGGAGCUGGUGGAGGAGCCAUACACACAGAGGGACGUGAGAGUGCACCUGCAGAGACUCAAAGACCUGCUUUUGACGGAUGCUGUGCACCAGGCCGUGGUGCCAGGUGGGGAGGGACUCUCCCUCUCAUUCCUGGCCGCUAUUGCCCUCACAAACCCUGAAGGAACAGCUCGUGUUGGUGAUGACCUUACUGACCUCUCCAAGUUAGAACCACCGUCGUACAUCAUUCCCUCACACACCCCCACGCCCAUACCUGCGGCUGAGGACCCACCCUCUCCCACGCCCCUCACACCCCCCACAGAGAAAGCCGCAGAGACUGGACCACCACUGAAUCACUUCUAUCCACCCAACCUGGACAAACACUUCAAGCUUCCCGAGUGCAUUAAGAGCAUCUCCUACAGUCAGUGGAACCCUCCCUCCAACAGGAGGAAGAUGAAAGGUGACCUGCUGUAUUUGGAGCUGACGACUCUGGAGGGUGUCCAUUUUUUCGUGACAGCAUGUCCGUCAGGAUUCUACCUGAACAAGAGUCAGAGCAGUGACCUCUUUGAUCCUACCGCAAAGAAAACCCACCACCUCAACAAACACUUAAAUGGUCUUCUCUCGCAGAUCAGCCCUCUGUUCAAGAGGAACUUUGCCCUCCUCCGCAAGUUCUCGGACACCCACCACCCUUUUGAGAUCCUCCCGGUGCCCUAUCCCGUCCUCCCCUGGGUCGCCCCACGACCAGAACACAAGCCAAUCGUAUUCAAGAUUGAGGACAGUAUGGGUCUGAAACCAUUGCCGGAUGAGUUGGUCCUAGGUCAGUUCCGGGACUGGAAUGAAGAGUUGCAGACAGCCCGAGAGUUGCCCUCGGACACAGUGGGUGCCAAGGUCUUCAAAGAGAGAUCUCUCUUCAAGAUCCACUCUGACUUUGUGCAAGCAUCAAUGAGGGGAGCAAUGGCCGGGGUAGAGGGGAACCUACCCACUCUCAACCCAGGAGACGAGUUUAAGUACAGGAUGUACAUGUGGAACAACAUCUUCUUCAGUUUUACUUUUGAUGGCCGUGACCAUUACAAAGAGUUCGGUGGAGAUGCUGGGGCACACGCUGCAUCUGCAGCUGACCUCCAUGGAGUGGCAGCUCACGAGCGGUUUGAUAGGAAGGGACUAUACACACUGGGCACUGUUAUAGUGGACUACAGAGGGUACAGAGUCGUCUGUCAGUCGGUCAUACCAGGUCUCCUGCAACGAGAACACGAGGCAGCUGUGGUGUAUGGCUCCAUAGAUACUGGCAAAAGCAUCAAGACAGACACGGAGUUCCAAGAGCUGUUGAGUAAAACAGCAGAGGAUUUUCACAUCCGACCACACAAGGUGUACGCUAACGAGAAGCAAGAGGAGGUGUUGGAGCUUCCCUCAUCGUACGAGGUCAAGGGAAUAGUGGGUAACGACAGGAGACACUACGCUCUCGAUCUGUUCAGAAUAUUCCCACCAGACGCUAAUUACAUGGAGGUGUCGGAGGGGUCAAAGAUCAGACAUCGUAUGGCCGUCCUUAGACCAGAACUGGUAGAGACAUUUCACAAUUACAAGUUCCUCCAUUUCCUUCGACUGGUCAGGAACAAGACGAGCAAACUGGAGGUGGUGCAGAAACUGCACAAGGAGAACGAGGCCAAGUUAGCUGCAGCAGCUGAGGAGGCAGCCAAAAAAAAGGACACUGACGACUCUAAGAGAAAGGAAGAAACUAAAGUGUCUGAAAUAGAAAAAAAGGACAAUGAAGAUUCCGAGGUAACAAAGGAAAAUACAAAAGAAACGGAGGCAGCAAACAAAGAAACUAUUACAACAAAGAACGAUAGUGAACAUUCCGAGUCAGUAAAAGAAGAUAGUGAAGACAGUUCAGUAGCGUCCACUCCUCUCAGCAGUCCAUCGAAAUCAUCCGACCAAUCGUCUAUCACCUUAUCACCAAAUAACUCGUCUCCGCAAAGUUCCCUCACAAGAGGAAAAGCUCCCAAGAUGGCGUCCGUCCCCGUGGUGGGUGUGCGUGGAGCAGGAGCAGCACUGGGGCAGGAGUCAAGCAAUGAGCCCAGUGGCUUACCUGGUGAGGGGAACCCCCUCCCCCCUGAUGAACUGUACCUGCUGACAGUGGAGGGGCUGGAGGAGGAGAAGGAUGUGGGUCCAGAGUUCAACCAGGGCGGGGAGGACCUCGAUGGACUCUCGGGGGAGGCGGAGUCUAUAGGAAAAGAACUAGAGGACCUCCCUGAAGUGGCAGCUGCAGUGAAGGCUGCCUUGGCCGAGGCUGGCUCCACUAACCUCGACAACUUUGAGCUCAAGUACAAUGUGGACGUUCUUUCUCCCGUUGUCAAGCACGCCGAGUCAGAGGAGGUCCUAGAGAAAGACAGAGCUCUGAUCCGUGAGGCCAGUCAGUUCUUGAUGGACAGUAUCAUCCCACAGUUUGUGCGUGAUUGCAUCCAGCUGAGUGUGACCCCCCUCGAUGGAGGAGCACUCAAACAGGCCAUGCAUGCUCGGGGGAUCAACAUGAGGUAUCUAGGGGAGGUGGCUAAACUGGCCGCCAAGAGAGAGGACUUGCAGCACUUGCAGCGACUGUGCCUCAGCGAGAUGAUCACCAGAAUAGCCAAGGGGAGAUUCAGGAAGUGCCUUCAAGAUAGUCCCCUGGAGGUCACCUCAGAGGCUGUUGUCCACUUCCUUAACUGCUUCCUUGGAGAUACACAGGCAGUCAUUGAGACCAGUGAAGAGGUACCUACUGUAAAUGGCCAUGCAAAGAAGAAGAGUAAGAAAAAGAAGCUCCCUGGAUCUCUAAGACUGACACCACACUCUAAGAUGAGCACACAGAGUUUAUGGGCAGAGAUCGUGGAUGAAGUUGGAUGGUACUAUCGAUACACGCUGGAAUUCUCAAGCCUUGCAGAGACUUGUGCUAAGUCGGGCCUGCAAAAAAUGUCAAUAAUGAGAGAGCUUUGCCGUAAAACAGGUAUCCAGUUGGUACUUAAGGAGUACGACUUCACCGCUCAGCCAGUGUUCAUCGAUGACGACGUAGCCUCCAUGUACCCCCUCAUUAAGCACACUGAUUACAGGUCGAUAGAAGCAGUGGCUCUGUUCGAAGUGGCUCAGUCUAAAAUGAGUUUAGGCAACCUGGCACUUGCUCAAGAACUCUUUGCCGAAGCUAUUCACAUGUCAAUCCAAAUAUACGGUCCAAUGCACGUUGACAUAGCCAACUGCUACAGGCAAGCAGCUAAGGUAAGCCAGUUGCUGGGCGAGCCUGUGAAUGCUCUUAGCAAUCAGCACAAGGCCACGCUGAUCUUUGAGCGUGUAUUGGGUGUGGAUCAUCCCGACACACUGGCUGCGUACAUCAACCUGGCUCUGUACUGUCACAACACCAAACAGACAGCUGCUGCCCUCAGGUUACUCUACAGAGCACGUUACCUCAUUCUGCUCGUGUACGGAGAAGACCAUCCUGAGAUGGCCACCUGUGACAGCAACAUCGCUGUGGUGCUCCUCAGUAUCAAGGACUAUAAGAACGCAUUGCUGUUCUUUGAGAGCACGCUGUGUUUGUACAAAAAGUAUUAUGGACCCGAGUCUCUACAAACUGCUCUGACCUAUCACCUCCUCGCUCGAGUCCACUCUUUCCUCGGUGACUUUAGAGCUGCCCUCCAUCACGAGAAACUCACCUACAACAUCUACACCAAGAAGUUUGGUUCGGAGAGUGAACGCACACAAGAGAGCUACCUUUGUCUGAAGGAUAUCACCGGAAAGGCUGUCACAAUGCAGAAAACAAUCAAUGAAAUGAUGACCAAAGGAAAUGCAAGCAAAGUGAUGUUGGAGCUCCCUGGCUCGUGGGGGGAGGUAGUAGGGAUGCUGAAUGGACAGGAACCUCGCCAGAGCAAGAAACAACAAAUUGUUCGUAAGCGCAAGAAGAACAAGCCGGCUACAAGUGCCCCGACUACUGACUAGCUAAGCCAAUCUCUCAGCUGUUAACUAGUUAGUGCUCAUUGUAUUUAUUUUACUAUAUAGAACUGCUAAAUUCAGGUCUCAUCAAUGUAUGCAGUGCACCUGCCCCUUUUGUUACUGCUUCAGAAUCUAUAUAGACUGAUAUACUACUUUCUAAAUUUGUUGGCAUCAAUUAAUUAUUUUGAGAAAUUUCGUUGUCACCACAAUAAAUUAUGAAACUGUCAAUGAAAA